This is a messenger RNA of Kwoniella mangroviensis CBS 8507, 3540 nucleotides long. RefSeq lists its product as uncharacterized. Gene Ontology annotation, molecular function: DNA binding; DNA-binding transcription factor activity, RNA polymerase II-specific; zinc ion binding. The transcript is spliced from 13 exons. Gene Ontology annotation, biological process: regulation of DNA-templated transcription; DNA-templated transcription. Bases 1 to 3540 code for a protein of 1179 amino acids. Lineage: Eukaryota; Fungi; Basidiomycota; Tremellomycetes; Tremellales; Cryptococcaceae. The record is from RefSeq and is a predicted model, not a curated record.
AUGUCUAUCUGCAUUUCCUUAUAUUCAGACAAUGUCGAUCGACGAUUUGAUGCUGACAAAUCAUCACUGAAUUCUCAGUAUCCUUCCAAUCCGAACAUACCUUCGGAGUUGUACACACGAGAAUAUCAAGCCCAAGCUAUCAACGGCCAAUCUUACCUUCCACCUCCACACGUGGUCCCUCAGUAUCAGCAAACCCAGUCUCAUUAUAAUUCACAUCUUCAAUUCACUCCCCAACCCCCUCCUCUGCAACCCGCAGAGCCAAGUAAAAGUGCUGAGAAGAAACGAAAGUCCCCCAAAGCGUCAACGGGCCCGAAACCUGAAGCGGCGAUCCCUGUUGCUGUAGACGGAGUCAUUCCAGCUAAAAGAGGUAGACCAAGGAAAAGUGCCAAUAACAUAACUGUAGCAGAAUCAGUGAAUCAAGAUCACCAGCAGCAGCAACAGCAGCAGCAACAACAACCAUCCAUAAUGGUUUAUCCACCACCACCUCCGAUCACCGGACAAAGGUAUAACCCUUCGCCCCUAUUCAACAACGACAGUGCAAGAUCGGGUAUUUCAACACCCUUAUCUGCCGGUGGAGAUGUCAAUAUGCGCGACGGCGUGCAAUUGCCCCCUAUGGGAUCUUGGGCACCACCUUCCAUCAAUUCUUCCCCUAAUUCCGCAAAUGCAAAGAAUUUGCCAAAUCAACAAAGACCACCUUAUGGUAGUUCUGAAAACGGAUGGUCGUCUGUGCCACCGAAACCAUUGAUGAACCCCGAACAGCAACAAUGGUCACAGCAAUAUCAAUCUCAAUCUGAUUCUCAAAUCCCGACUCGCGCAAUGAAGAGAGAAAGAGAGUCGGAUCAGGAUAACAGCAAUAGGCCGUUGAGUGACCCAGGGGAAGUCGAAGCUUCUUUAGCUCUUGCAGGAUUGAAAAGAAGAGAUAGCGCUCCGACAAGUGGCAAGAAACCUAAAAAAGAAAAGGAUGAUACCAAAUCGUCCAAUAAGAAAGCUGACAAGGAUGGAAAGAAAAGUUGUGCGGAAUGCAGAAGGUUGAAAGCGAAAUGUGAUAGAGUAUUCCCAUGUUCCAAUUGUCGACGAAGAGGAUGUGCACUUGUAUGUCCAGAGGGUGAUCUAAGUUGUAUGCAAGGCAAAAGAUUGGUUUUGGCGUCGACGGAACAACUUCAUGAAAGGAUUGCUCAAUUGGAAUCAGCAUUAUUCCAAUCACACGGCAGAAUCUCCACAGGUCAUCAUCCAUUACUCGCCCCGGAAUACUUAGAUGGUGGAUUUGCGUCUCUCCCACCUCCACCACCAUUAGUUCAAAAUGAUUCGCUAGACAAUUCUCAUUCGCCCAAAUCUGGUUCUCAUUCUCACUCAAAUGGAGAUGUGCACAAUCGAUCACCCAAAGGACCUUCGUCAGCCUCCAGUCUGAUUCUCGCCACGCCCCAACUAUCAGCCGAGAGAUCAAGCUCUCAAGGUCGUAUGGCCGUCGAAAGCUUGCUCACGGAAGAUGCAGCUGCUCCGGAAGGUAAGAGGGAAGAUGAAUGGGCAGGUGAAAAUGCUGCUCCUGCUAUGAUAAUCGGCACUGUAGGUAAUCAGGCGAAUGAGGAUCUCGAUGAACGACAUCAAGUGUUUGAAAGGCUCAAAAAGCUUUUACGAGUAUUGCCGUCUAGAGAAGAAGUACAAAGAAAAGCGGAAGCUUUCUGGAAGACCUCCGUCUGGUAUCAAACAGUGCUGCACAAAGAAGAAUUUGAUGCGAUUUACGAACCAGCUGUAUUUGCUCCAACACCCGCAAACCCACUGUCACCGCAUAAGUUGGCAGUAGUCCUUAUCGUACUGACAUUGGACACAUAUCUCGACAUAUCCUCUGAUGAGGAAAAUCUGGUGGUUGCUGAAUAUUGGGACGCUUUCCAACGAUGUUUUGACACGCGGUUCGGAUGGGCUGCGAGUGUAGCUGGAGUUCAAGCUUUGGCUUUAGCUACUUUGUUUGUUGGGUUUGGAUGGCGGGGAGCAAGAGCGUCCAAUUUCUAUUGGUUAAGACAGAUGACCUCCGCCUCAAUGCAGCUUGGACUUCAUAAAGAUCCUCAUCCAUCUUUACCUGAAGAAGAAAGGGAAUUCCGUCGUCGACUUUUCCACGAGAUAUUCGUGCUUGAUUGCUUGAUCUCCCUCAACCAUGGCCAAAGGACAGCCAUCCCGAUAGAAUAUGUCGAGGCUGCGUACCCCAAGAGUGCUACAACAUUGUCAUUGAAGAAAUACGAUUUCAUGAAACUGGUGAAAACACAGGUGAUCGAUAUUGGCUGUCUACCUGAUUCCGCUCCUGCCGAUUGGAACACGGUCGAAGAUGUCAAGAAUAAGUUGAUGCAGUUCGAUGUUACUGCUAUUCCCUGGCUACAUUGUCCGCUAUUGAGAGGAGAGCCUCUUCCCCCACCCGUUGAAGGUUUUACAGGAGAGGACGCUUUAGCGCUCCAGUCUACCACUACUUCCAUGUGUCAUUACAAGGCUAUGCUCUACCUGUUCCGACCUUCUCUGAGACGUCUUGUUGCUCGACUUCGGUUACAACCUCGCGAAUCGGUUGUAUUCAGCGAUGCUGAUCGAGAGACGGUUUCGAUGACAUACCGAGCAUGUCACGCUAUCACCCUCACAUCCUACUACAUGGCUCGUAAACAUCCCAAAAUGAUGGCUAGGUGUUGGAUGGUCUGGGUUCAAACUUUCUCCGCUGCUGUGUCGAUGGCGGCCUUGGCUAUCUGGUGUGGACCCCACUUAGAGAGUACCUUUGUCGGAUCUGCCUAUCAAGAGUUGAGCGAGGCUUGUGACAUGAUCGGGGAGAAUGGAAGCAAGAGGAGUCUUGGUGUUCUCUCCUUGUUACCUAUACUCAAAGCAUUAGUAGCCAAUCGAUAUCCUCAAGUGGUCGGCAAACAAGCCAACGAGACGUCAAUCUCGCAAGAAGGAGAGGAUAUGUUAUUUGCCUUGUUAGGUGGACAAGUUGAUGGUCGAGAUACUUCUUCCAACUCCCACAAUAACACACCUUCAAAUGCUUUUCAAGUUACUUCAAACCCUCCUCAAAUUCCAGUGCCACCGGCCCCAGCUACAACGACGAAAACGCAAUCGAACGCUUACCUGGGACAAGAUUCGGGCGAUAUGAGUAUACCUUUCCAAGCACCUAUGAUGAAUCCCAAUGCCGCUGCUGAGGCUUAUGCCAUCGGACCUUACGCUCAGCCAAAUUCGACGGGAUGGUUCCUCCCUCCUCCAGCUACCAAUGGAGAUAUGGUCUUGCCCCUUGCCCAAUCUGCGCCUUCCGCCUUGCCUCUCUCCACCACCACCACCACCACCACCAACAACAACAACAACGAUGAUGCGAAUGGGAAUAUAGAAACCCCUACUGAACUGUGGGCAAGGUUGCAGACUUUCUAUGAACCUACGCCGAUUUUCUGGAAUGGUAUGACCUUUGGUGGGUUGCCUGUAGAUGGUAUGACCGUCGGAAAUAUGCAGAACAUCGCGGGUGGUGCGAAUGCUGUCGCUGCUGGAGGCGUUGGUUUUGUCGAUUAUUCUGGACCAAUGUAUUGA